Pantherophis guttatus is the source of this 4999-nucleotide messenger RNA. Lineage: Eukaryota; Metazoa; Chordata; Lepidosauria; Squamata; Colubridae. The record is from RefSeq and is a predicted model, not a curated record.
GAGAGUUGACUCAGCUGGAAGGUACCAAAAUUGAUCUAACACAGGUUACCCAUCCUUGGUAUAGGUUAAUGCCAGGCAGGCAGAUUCCUUCUGGAGGGUUUUGCAGAAGCUGUGUUCCAAUCCACUAACCCGCAGGCUCUGCCCUUAAGCACUUUGAGAAGCUCGUGUCCUAGCUGUAGCAUUCCUACCGUUAGGAUUUAUUCUUGGAUAACAAAUAUUUUGCACUUCAACUUUCAAUAUGCUUUGCUGGCUGACGUGUGGAAGCUGAAAUCCAACACAGUAUGGCAAGUUGGAUGUUAGUGAUAACCUGGUAUGAUAAGUAAUUGUUUCUGCAAGCAUCUGGAUUCCUGACUGCUUUCUCUUUGCUAUAGACUCUGCUUGUGCACAGGGGAUCUCCACAGACAGACAGUGGCUGGCAAGAUUUUUUGGACCCUUCACCAUUUAUGGCUCAUACUUGGAUUUCACUGCACUAAAAAGCAACUUCCAUGGGUCAGAUUCUUUGGACUUGUUCUCUGCAAGAGCCUUGGCUGAGCUGUCCGUUCAAAGCCAUACAGUUUACAGCACUUCAGCCAUGAAGCGUAUCUUCCAGACUAUCAGGAAAAAAGCAGAUGCAGACCAGUUCCUUGGCACUUAUUUGGAUGAGUUCAACUCCUUUGUAAUGAAGAAUCGUGAUUUGCUAAGCAAUAUCAAUAUCAGGGAUGAGCUGCUGAUGCUGUCAGCAGAGAUCAACUUUCCCCAAAUGUCAGCUCUUUCUUUGAAAGACAUGGCUGGAUGGCUAGAAAGACUCAACAUCUUGCUGCCAGGUAUCAAUGGAACCAUGCUGGAAUUGCUACCACUGGAUAUGUCCUGUCCAUAUUUCCAAGCAGUUGUGAAAGCUCUAGACGGCGUUUACUCAACAUUGUCGAGCAGGAAGAGGCAAGAUAUCUAUGGAUUUCAGAAGACUUACUUGACUGCUCAGUUAGCUGUCUCAGGGUCAGCAUGUGAUGGAGGGACGAUUGGCAUCCAAGAUCUGCUGCUGAAGAAUUUUGGAAAGUUUUGUUCGAUGGCUAAACUAAGUGAACUUCAAGCCUUUUACCCAGAACUCAAUGGAGUGGAGAAACCUCCUGUCUAUAUCAGCCCUAAAGAAACAGCUGACUUUACCAACAUCGCUCAGAUGUUGCAGAAUGCCACUCUAGCCAGACGUGCCAUUGGAAUGAUCAAGAAUUUUAGCAAUUAUUACUCUCUCCAUGAAUAUCUAUCCAGGCUCCAAAGAGAUCCUUGCCAGGACACCAUAGACACAGCUGGUCCAUGUAGGCAAUCUUCUCCUUCCUUCAUUGUUGAAAUCCAGCAAGAAAUCUUGGAAAAUGCACUUUUUUUCCUCAAAAAAGAAGGAAGCUCAAUGAACUCUUCUCAGUGGAGAGAAGCCUACUUCCUUUUGUUCUCCAACAUCUUGCCACAUCCCAGGACAGUCCACCUUUCCAAGCUGGCUCCCAAAUUAUCAUGUCAUCUCCACACUAUCUUGAAGGCUAUCACUGCUCUUCAUCCUAGUCUUAUCAAACAAGAGGAAGAACUUGUCAAGGUCAGACCUCUAUGCUAUUCUGGAAGACAUCAUCCUAAUAUUAAAGCAACAAUUCAUAUCCUUGCAACGGUGACAAAGUACAGCUAUCAAGAUGAAACACACAACAAGCACAGAAUUGUGACAACUUUUCCCCAUCAGACUAACAAAUCACACGUUCUAGGAGACACUACUAAACAAAACCUAGAAAGUUCUCCAGGUAAUAAGCUCAGAAGCAGGGAAGUGGACAUUACUGGACAUGCCACAAUUCAUAAUCUUAGAAACAACACCAGUGGUUUCUUUGAAAACGUGGCAAAUAAACCAAUUCCUAUCCCUGAAGGUGCCACAAAGGGUAUUUUGCAAAGUAUCACAACUCAUAUCUCUGGAAUUCCCAGGUUUACCAGUUCCCAAAGUGCCAGAAUGAAUACCCUUAGAGAUGCCACAAAUGAUGUUACUAGAAAUACCACAGAUGACUUAACUGGAAACAUCACAAUUCAUGGCCUUGGAAGGACCAGCAGACACAUUUCUGGAAGUUCCAGAACUGACAUUCCUAGAACUACUAUACUUGAUAUACAUAGAACAACUAGCAGAUGGAUCCCUAAAAGUGUUACUCAAAUAUCCAGGAAUGAUUCAAAUGAUAUCCUUGGAAAUGGAAAUAUCCCGGAAAGUGCUAUGCUUGACAUCUCUGAAAGUACUGCCAGAUGGUCCGCUGUUCAAAUGCUGGAAAAAACCACAAGUAGAUUCCAUGGAAAUAUAACACAUCAUUAUCCUAAAAGUUUUCCCAGUGAGAUCCCAAAUGAUAUUACCAAACUUGAAAAUACUAUCACACAUAUCCCUGGAAAUGACAACAGCAAAAUUCUUGCUAGUGUCCCAGAUAACAUUUCCUCAACUUGCACCAUACCACAUAACUAUGGAGGUUCUACUAGUAUCCAGGAAAGUAUCUCAGCUAACUUCUAUGGAACUCAUACAACUCAUAUUCCUGGAUAUACCACUGAAAAUAUCCUAAUGGACAGUAGAACACACUCUCUAGGAAUUGGUGUGGAAAACAAUUCUAGUGAUGCUAAAGGCAAUAUCUAUGAAGUUGCCAUAACUCAUAACCCUGCAGAUGUUACUGUCAACCAACAUACAGUUCACAUUCUUGAAAGCAAGAAUGAAAAUGCAUCUCGUAGUGUGAUGAAAUAUAUCCUUAAAAGCUCUAUACCUCCUAGCAUUAAUGGUGCCAUGGGUAUGCCUGGAAUUAUCUCAGAUUACAUCUCCAGAAGCACUCCAGCUGGAGGUGUUACUGACAUUCCCAGUACUUUUACAGAAAAUAUACUUGGAAAUACAGUUGGCAAAAUCUUAGAAAGCAUCACAGCUCACUUUCCUAGUGUGAGAUCUAGCAACAUCCCUGGAGAUGCCAUGAGCAAAUUCUUUGAAGGUACCACAAUUCACAUUCCUGGAGAUGCUGCAGCUAGCAUCUCUACAAACAAACAAUCUCUACAAACUCACAAUCCUAGAGGUACCACAGGCAAUAUCCUUAAAAAUGAAGGCACAACAGGUGGUGUCACUGACAAUCUUCUUACAGGUAUAAGAAGUCAUAUCCUUGGAAAUGCCUUAGGAAACACAUGUAAUGCCUCUGCAAGUACUCCAAGAAAUAACCCUAGAAGACUCACAAUUCACAAACUUGAAGAUGUCAAUAGCAAAUUCCUGAAGGGUAUUGUAACUAAUAUCCCAGAAGAUGCCUUAAUCAAAAUGUCUAGUGAGGUUACAGCCAACAUAGAUGGAACUGUCACCAGCAAUCUUCCUAGAGAUGUAACUUUUAUUCUUGGAACACAUAGUAAUUGGACAGAUGUUGUAACCAGAUAUAUCUCUACAGUAUUUCUUAAUACUACUCAAAGUGCUGUGGGCAACAUUCCCAAUGAUGAUCUAGCUCAUAUCACUAAAGGUGCCAUAGACAAUAUGCUUGAAAACAUUACAAUUCACACAAUAUUGGGCAAUAUUGAUACAAUGGGCAACAGUCCUAGAGAUGCAGCAGAUAACAUUCCUAGAAGUACUACUACAAAUAUCCUUGGUAGUGUCAUAAACAAUGUUCCUGAAGAUACCUCAGUUCACAAUCGUGAUAGAGUUACUAGUAAUUUUUCCAGUAGUAUCACAGUUCAGAUGGUAAGAGGUGCCACAGUCAACAUUCUUAAAAGUAUCACAGCUUCAGUACUUAGAAGUACAACAGAAGGUGGAUAUAUUCCCAGCCUGAAGAAUUCCAUAUAUAAUAUACUUCAUGGGGCUACUGGCAACCUAUCUGGUGAGACCACAGGUAAUGUUAAUGGUGAUACAAUCCCUAAAACUUAUGAUGCAACAGGAAACAAACCUAAAAUCUCCAUCACUCACAGCCCUGGAAAUGGGGCCAUGAAUUACAUCUCUGGAGGAGUCACAACUCCUUUCUCCAAAAGUACCACUGGAAAUAUGUUUCAAAGCAUCACACCUAAUGCCAAAAAAAUUGCAAUGGGAUAUGAUCAUAAAGCAGUCGACAUACAUGAAGGCACAAUGGGUAAUAUUUCUGGAGGUGCAAUUAUUCACAUUCCUGAAGGCACUACUGCAAGUGUUCCUGGUACAAACAAAAAUCUGGGAAGUGCAAUUAGCAACAAUGAAGCUUCUGUCAUUUAUAAACCUACUGCCACAGAUGCUACUGCCACAAUUAGUAUUGCUAGUGGUGGCCGUAAUAUUUCCAGUGAUCUCACACUUAAUAUAUCUAAAGGCACCAUUCCUGAAGGUUCCAGAGUUCCCAUUGCUAGCAGUGCCACUGACAAUAACAUUGAAAAUAAGACUACUCUCUUCCUAGAUGGUUUCUCAAGCAAUAUUACUAUAGGUAUUCCUGACCAUAUUAGGGGUCAUGACCACAUAGGCACUUUAGUUACCAUCUCUGGGGUUGUUCCUAGCGUUACUUCUGAUAACGAUAGAUACAAAGAUGCCACAGCUUCAGCAGAUGUUAUAACUCCUAUUCUUGUUUCUGUAAACAUUCAGAAUAAUUUUACAAGCAACAGCGCUGGAUAUGUAACUAGCAAUAUUCCUAUUAAUGAUACAACAAGCAUCUUUAAGGAUGCUACAGUUUCUAUUCCCAUGGGUAGCACCAAACAUAACCGUGAAGACAAAGCAACACAUGUUCAUGAUGAGUCUGAAGGUAACAGCCAUAAUGAUGCCACUGGAAAUAUCUCUCAGAUCACAUCACCAAUUUCUGGAAGCACCAGAAGUACUCUUUCUACUAUUUUUGGAGGUGGGCCAACUCACCUCCCAGGAAAGGGCAAUGAAGACGGUGCUCCUGGAGGCCCAAACCAUGAUAGCUCUGGAGAUGUGACAACCAGCAUCUUUGUUGAUGCUACAACACAUAAUCCUUCUUCUCUUCCUGACAAAGGCAACACCUGGGCAAAUCCCACUGUGCCCGUGUCAUUCUACUGUGUUCUCACUUUGAUUUCUGUCAUGGUUUCAUUAUAG